This is a messenger RNA of Etheostoma cragini (Arkansas darter), 4016 nucleotides long. Its product is annotated as ras-specific guanine nucleotide-releasing factor RalGPS1-like. The transcript is spliced from 20 exons. Gene Ontology annotation, biological process: positive regulation of GTPase activity; Ras protein signal transduction. NCBI's taxonomy places the organism in Eukaryota, Metazoa, Chordata, Actinopteri, Perciformes, Percidae. Gene Ontology annotation, molecular function: guanyl-nucleotide exchange factor activity. The coding region runs from base 399 to 2141 and encodes 580 amino acids. Gene Ontology annotation, cellular component: plasma membrane. The record is from RefSeq and is a predicted model, not a curated record.
CUGUAAACAUAAGUGCGCCUACCUGUCACUUCCUGCUGUCGAGAUUUAUUCAUUUUCACUUUUACGUUGCGACUAGAGAUAAUUUGCUUCGCCACAGCCAUGUUCUCAUGAUUCCGUCUAAUGUGUCCCGCACGGUUUGUGGACCCUGCGGACCAAACGUUGCGACUUUGGCUUCAUGUUCGUCUCAAAGGAGGAGUAGCCCCCCCCGGACACUGCUGUGGUUUAAUCAACUCGGCUCGGCUCGUGUUAAUGUGGACGCAGACUGUCGCUUGUUUGACUAAAGCAGCGGCGGCGGCGGGGACAGCGGCAGGGACGGUAUCUGGCGGAGAGGCAUGGAUGAGAGGAUAUGUGCUCCUCUGUCACCCUGACCUGUGCAUCCCAGCAGUUCCUCUGUGAGCAUGUAUCGCAGGAAUGGGCUUUCAGAUGGCAACAGCAUCCAUUCAGUCACAUCUGAGGCCAGCAGCAGCUCGGACUCUCUGGAGGAGUCUUGCGUUGACUACGCCAAGAGCUACGAUGCAGUUGUCUUUGAUGUGCUGAAGGUCACACCGGAGGAAUUUGCUAGCCAAAUCACCCUGAUGGAUGCUCCAGUCUUCAAAGCGAUUCAUCCAGAGGAGCUAGCUAGCUGCGGAUGGAAUGGGAAAGAGAAACACAGAUUGGCACCCAACGUGGUCGCAUUCACUCGCAGGUUCAACCAGGUGAGCUUUUGGCUGGUGAGAGAAAUCUUAACUGCCCAGACGCUGAAAAUCCGAGCAGAAAUACUAGGCCACUUUGUCAAAAUAGCAAAGAAACUGUUGGAGUUGAACAACCUUCACUCUCUGGUGUCAGUGGUGUCUGCUCUGCAGAGCGCUCCCAUCUUCAGACUCAGCAAAACCUGGGCGUUGAUCAGUCGGAAAGACAAGGCCACAUUUGAGAAGCUCAACUAUCUGACAUCCAAGGAAGAGAACUACACCCGCAUGAGAGAAUAUAUCCGCUCCCUGAAGAUGGUGCCCAGCAUUCCUUAUCUUGGGAUCUACCUGCUGGACAUGAUCUACAUCGACUCAGCAUAUCCUGCGUCAGACAGUAUUAUAGAGACAGAGCAGCGGACCAAUCAGAUGAACAACCUUCUCAGGGUCAUCUCCGACCUGCAGAUGUCCUGUAACUACGAUUACUUGGUGACCCUGCCACAUGUCCAGAAGUAUCUGUUGUCAGUUCGCUACAUAGAGGAACUCCAGAAAUUUGUGGAAGAUGACAACUUCAAACUGUCUCUGAAGAUUGAGCCUGGCAACAGCUCCCCUCGCAUUGCUUCGUCUAAAGAAGACCUGACAGGUCUUUCGGUGAUCUCUACCUCACUGAGGUAUAACCGCCGGCCUACCUGUCCCGAUGCGUCUGUGGGGGUUCACAUCGCCACCCCCCCUCCCUCUCACCACAGGAAGAGCCACAGUCUGGGAAACAACAUGAUGUGUCAGUACGGCAUGUCCCAGAGCAGGAGUGCUACGUUUCCCAUACAGAAAGCACGCCACCUGCUGGACGACAGCUUUUUAGAGUCUCAGAGUCCGGUCCGGAAUGAUCCACACGGUACUUCUGUGUCCAACGGCCUGUCUUUAGGCAGCAGUGAAAGCUCUUUGGGGGAGGAGCUGUCACCUGCAAUGGAGAGGGGCCGCAUGUAUGCAACACUGGGCCCCAACUGGAGGGUCCCGCUUCGCAACUCCCCCCGGAGCCGCAGCUAUGUUUACAGCGCCUCUGCUGCCAACUCCUGCUAUGGAUGCAGUGAGGCUGGCAAUGUGGCUAUUGAAGGACCCCUGCGAAGGAAAACCCUGCUGAAGGAGGGACGGAAGCCCAAGUUAUCAUCGUGGAGCAGAUUUUGGAUUAGUCUGUCUGGAUCAACACUGACAUUCUAUGGGGCCAAAGCACUGAGGGCCUCUGAGAGGAAACAUUAUAAGUCCAACCCCUGCAAGAAGGUGUGUGUGACGGGGUGGAUGGUGGUGCUGCCAGAUGACCCAUCAAGACCCAACAUCUUCCAACUCAAUGACCCAGACAAAGGCAAUGUUUACAAGUUCCAGACAGGAUCCAGGUUUUCAGCGAUCAUCUGGCACAAAAACCUGGAAGAGGCUUGUAGGAGCAGCAGACCCCAGAUACCAGCAAACCUCAUGUCAUUUGAAUGACAGCAGACCUUACACUUCGGGACAUUAUUGUGCCAAACCCAUUUGUUUGGGAUGUACAGACUAAAUAAUGGAGCACAGUGGAUUGUGAUGUAAUCUACUGAUAUGGGAGAGUCGGGGAAGCAUCUAGCACUGUGGAAGAAGCUCUUUAAUACUGGAUGUGUGACUUAUACGCCAACGCACCUGCUUUCUUCUUCACUAGGACUAAAUGCAAUGUCAACUCUUGAAAAAUCCAGCCAAUGGAAGACUUUGGUGAGGCUGUCCCGUGUUAAUGUCCCUAAGCAUCCUUGUUCCUUGUAAUUUGUUAUGUUGGUAAAAACAUGUGAGCAAGCACACUGUUUUGUGUUUGGGUGAAACAAUCAGUGUACUAAUGUGGACAGUGUCAGCUGACUGAUGCUGAUCUUGACUUUGCAGACCAGUGUUACGCGGCCUUUAAAAGGAGCUCACAUUUGUAACAUAGGAAGUUAAAAAACACACCCCUCUUGUUUAAUCUGUGAAUCUGUCUUUUCUGCAUUUCAACAUUAUACCAGAGACAGAGGAGGCAAAAACUUCAACACACAUCCCAACCAGAAUGUGGAGCUGUGAGCAUGAAAAAAAUAAUUAUCCUGUUUUAAAGUCUCAUUAUUACUAUUACAAAUCAGCACUGCAGCAAAAAGGACAUACGAUGAGUCUUCAUCUCCUUUAGCCUUGUGGCAAACAGCUUGACUGAAUUUGUUCCAAAAUAUUUCAUAGGUGUACAAAAACAAUAUGGAAGCUAGAAGUUGGCUUUAAGAGUGACAACUGUGGUCAGAUGAAGAAGCAGCCCUGCGCCAGUUCACUUGUUUCCCCCUUGCUACCUCAGUUGGUAGUUGUCCUGUGAGAAGUGUUUGCUAAUGUGCAUACCAUUUAAUAAUACCAUAACAUUUACAAAAAGCAACAAUUCAUGUUUUCUACUAAAUUUAGCCCAUAGAAUUGGUACUAAACAUUGUUAUAAUUACAGUCAGUAAUGCAUAAGACAGCCAACUGUUGUCCACGCCAGGAUGCCAAGCAGCUGGUGGAGUCAAUUGGAAUAAUUUACAAUGAAGUACCAGGCUUUCAACAAUCGUGUGUGUGUGUUUGUGUGUGUGUGUGUAAAUACUGUAUUUAUUUGUAAAAGAGUUUAUUUUUUUGAUAGUUGAUCAUCAGAAGGAAGUGGUCCGAUUAUUAUCUUUGAUUAUCCAGCUGCUGACCAGUUUAAAAAUUAGUUUCACUCAUGACCUCCAAAUUAGGGACAUUGGAAUAAGGGAUUGGUGCUCUUAACAUUCAGAGUCAAAAUGUUGAACUUAAAGGAUAAUUCUUCUUUAUUGACUUGGAUUUAUAGACUGUAUAACAGAAGUGGACGUAGCCACGGUGACACCAACCAUUGGUUUUGUAGUCUCAAGUUUAACAUUUUGGCCGUUUUUUGGAGCCAGAAGACCAUAUUUGGAUGGGAGGGUGGAGCUGGCACAGACCUACAUUCUGCUUCAGCAUUUACCCAUCAUACUUACCGUAGUUGUGUGCACACUGUUGUCCUAUGCAAUAAGGAAUAACUAACAUUUCGGGUGUGCUCAAAUUUAGUUUUAUGUCCAAAUAAAGUGGUUUAAUCAUCUGGACAAAGCUGUCUGAUUGUCUGAUGUUCCUGGAUCAAAAGCUAUGAGAAAGAUCGAAGUUUUAAUAAACUGGAAUAAUCCUUUAAGUAUAGACGCCAUUGUAAUUGUUAGUCAUUUUUUAUGAUUAUCAAAUGCAAUUGUGGCAAAGACAUUGAAAAACAGAAAUGAAAGCAUAUACUUUUACUUAAGUGUAAUCACGUUGUCAAGAAUCUGAUGACUUGAAAUGUUCUUUGUCUUGUUUAUAGAAGUCAUUCACAUAUUGUCCCUGACU